AUGCACGAUGAUUACCGUUAUAAUGAUGAGUUAUUCUUUGAUAGACUUGCUGGCCAUAAGCUUGCUUUUUCUGUCAACUCAAAGAAUCUAAUAAGUAAAGCAAUCCAAGUUCAAGAACAAAUGGAUUGUGUGUUUGCUUGUGUUGGCUUUACUUGGUGUCGUUCGAUAAACUACAAGACUGUCUCUGAAAGAAGUGGUCUCCAUGACUGUGUGCUGUUGCCUAUUGAUAAGCAUGACCAGUCACUCACACAAGAUGACAAAUUUGCUUACUUAAGCAUCGAAAACCCGACGUGUGAAAAAGAGCCGUGUCUGCAUGGAGGCACAUGUAGGGUUGAACACAACAGAAGAGAUUAUCGCUGUCAGUGUACACCAGGAUACACCGGGGAAAAGUGCCAAAAUGAUGUGAACGAGUGCCUUGGAUCUCCUGGUUGCCACAGCAACGCACGAUGUGAAAACACCGCUGGCUCCUACAGAUGUGUUUGUAAUACUGGGUAUUCUGGUGAUGGUCGUACGUGCUCUGAUGUGAACGAGUGUCUUGGAUCCCCUGGUUGMCAUAGCAACGCACGAUGUGAAAACACCGCUGGCUCCUACAGAUGUCUUUGUAAUACUGGGUAUUCUGGUGAUGGUCGUGCGUGCUCUGACAUUAAUGAGUGCCUUGGAUCUCCUGGUUGCCACAGCAACGCAAGGUGUGAAAACACCGCUGGAUCAUACAGAUGCGUGUGCAACAGUGGAUAUGUCGGAGAGGGUCGUAAUUGUAGCCUUGCUUCAGGCAUUUGGAAAGAAUAUACACCUUAUAUUUGUGGCAAAGGAAGAAAACUUUUGCAGUCACGAAGAACAAAGGAACAGUGUAAGCAACUGUGCAUUGGAAAUGCAGGCUGUAUAGCAGUUGAAUGGUGGGGCGCGUACUCUACAUCUUGCUUUAAGUGCCCCGAUCCACAAGGAAGACAAAGUUAUACCAACACAAAAGACAUAUCGUACCCGCCUUAUGUAAUUAUCAGGCCAUAAAUUAAGCAUUGCACUCUACCCCAGGCUGCAUAGUAGUUGAAUGGUGGGGCACGGAGAGUAACUAUGCUCCAAUCUACAUAUGAGGAAGAAUAAUUAUAUACAGCAUACCUUAGUACGCACUUCCAUAUGUUUUUUUAUCCGCCUUAUUUGAUUAAGUGAGGGAACAUCAUUUUAAACUAUCAACAUAUCUUAGAGAAAAUACCCCCCUCCCUCAAAAAAAUGUUGAGCCAACGUCCCAACCACGAACCCCCCUCCAAGAAAAAAAAAAGGAGAAAAGUUGAACAGGCAUUUUGUUAAAAGAGUGCAAAUAUUCCUGGCGCUGUCUCUUGAUUUAGAGCAUGGAUGACUUUGUUUUGUUAGUAAGUAGACCUCUUUACCUUGUGCGUUGUGUUUUCCCAUUUCAGACCAUGUGUCAUUCGAUUCUUUGGUUAACGGUUGCGCAUAGAAGACACAU
This is a messenger RNA of Actinia tenebrosa (Australian red waratah sea anemone), 1459 nucleotides long. RefSeq lists its product as uncharacterized. Lineage: Eukaryota; Metazoa; Cnidaria; Anthozoa; Actiniaria; Actiniidae. The record is from RefSeq and is a predicted model, not a curated record. Gene Ontology annotation, molecular function: calcium ion binding.